Molecule: messenger RNA, 1431 nt
Organism: Xiphophorus maculatus (southern platyfish)
Lineage: Eukaryota; Metazoa; Chordata; Actinopteri; Cyprinodontiformes; Poeciliidae
Product: T-cell surface glycoprotein CD3 zeta chain
Exons: 8
Coding region: 277-726 (149 amino acids)
Biological process (GO): cell surface receptor signaling pathway
Cellular component (GO): membrane
Molecular function (GO): transmembrane signaling receptor activity
Source: RefSeq, a predicted model, not a curated record
AGCGACGGAUCCUGAGCGAAGCUCACUGCAGGUAAACAUCUCUGAAGCGUUGUGUGUGUUUCAGCUGAAUUGGUGUUUCCGUGUGUGAGCAGAGCGGGGCGGUGUGUGUGUGUGGGAGAAGUGUGUCGCUGUGUGUCACCUGGCACAGCAGCUCCUCACCACUUCCUGUCCCAUUUCAUCACCGCGCUCCAGAGGAAGACGCCUCACUUCGCUGCUGCCGCUGCACGACUCGGAGCGCUCUGAACCACCUGCACCAACUGGGGACACUGGUCUGAGAUGGAGCUCCAGAACCGGGUACUGGGCCUGCUGGUCCUCGCCUCGCUGCUGCCCUCCGCAGAGGCGCUGGACUACUCUGACCCCAAGCUCUGCUACGUCCUGGACGGAUUUCUGGGCCUCUACGGUCUCAUCAUCACCGGCAUGUUCAUCAAGGAGAAGUUCUUCAGAACCAAAGUAAAGGGCUCAGAGGACGGAACCUACGCUUCUCUCAGCAGACCGACAGGCGACACCUACGAGCCGCUGAUGACCGACCCGGAGCGAGGACGAAACCGCAGGGUGCUGGAUGACUCCACCUACACGGGCCUGCAGAAACGAUCAGAACCGACGUACAAAGAGCUUCCUGUGAAGAGAGAGCGUCAGCGGAAGAACGAGCAGGUUUACCAGGGUCUGAGCUCGGCCACCAGAGACACCUACGACUCCCUGCAGAUGCAGCCGCUUCCUGCCCGCUAACGACCCGCCAACCGGAUCGGUUCUGAAGAAUCCUGCAGAUCAGAACCAAGUUUUACUCUGAUUGGAGACCAACGGCUCCUUAACACCUGGGAAAUUUAACGCUUUUUCCACCUGAUUUGGAGCUUUAAAAUUCAGAAAUCUGACAGUUUUUUCAUUUCGAGCUCAUAAAUAUGAUAAAUAGUUUUCAUUAGUUUAAAACCAAUAAUUCCACUUAUUAAUUAUCAUUGAUGCAGAGAAAGUGAGAAGUUUCAUUGUUGUGUAAAUAUUUGGAUGUAAAAUAGGAGGAAACCUGCUAAAGUAGUUUCUGUGUUUCUGCUUCUAAUGUCUGUCUGUGUGAAGGAUGCAGAACCUGAAGUCAGUUUAAAGCUGGAUGGAAACCCAAGAAGGACAAUUUAAACACAUUUAGUCAAAUCACAGAGAUAAAAUAGUCAUCAGAUGAGCAAAGAUAUAUAGGUUGUAUAGAACUGUUUAACAUUAAAAUGAGUUCUGAUGGACAACAUUAUGAUACUGAAGUUGAAGAGUUUAAUUUAAUUGUUUUUUCUGCUGUUUUUAAUCAUAUUUUCUGUCUUAUCACUUAUUUUUAUUAACUUUUGUAGUUUUUUGAUGUUUUCCUGAGAAUUUCUGCUGUUUUUAGAAUGUUAUAAAAUCUUGCUUCGUUAUGAAAGGUAAAGCUUUUUUCUGAUGAUUAAAUGAGUCUUAAAUAAA